AUGCUCUGCGCCCUAUGCUCUGCGCCCCAUGCUCUGUGCCCCAUGCUCUGUGCCCCAUGCUCUGUGCCCUAUGCUUUGCGCCCCAUGCUCUGUGCCCCAUGCUCUGUGCCCCAUACUCUGUGCCCCAUGCUCUGUGCCCCAUGCUCUGUGCCCCAUGCUCUGUGCCCCAUGCUCUGUGCCCCAUGCUCUGUGCCCCAUGCUCUGUGCCCCAUGCUCUGCGCCCCAUGCUCUGUGCCCCAUGCUCUGUGCCCCAUGCUCUGUACCCCAUGCUCUGUGCCCCAUGCUCUGUGCCCCAUGCUCUGUGCCCCAUGCUCUGUGCCCCAUGCUCUGGUUCCUAUUCCCCAUCUCGCCAAACCUCCACCCGCCCCCGCCCCUUUCCAAUCCCUACCCCUCAUGGUUGUCCCCUUCCUCCCUUUCCCCCACCCGUUUUCUUCCUCCCGCAUGAGGGGGGUGCACACCGCCAUGCACAGCAUAGCGGAGUGCAUGGCAGCACUCUCCGCCGCGCCCUUCCUCAUCUCCGCUGCGGGGGAUGACGCUGCAGGCAGCCUGCCACUGUCCACCCCCCCCUCUCUCACGACCCUCUACGCCCAUGGCUCACCAUUUCUCCCCCUCAUCCUUGCUUCACCUCAUUUCCCUCCCUACUUCACCUCAUUUCCCUCCCUGCUUCACCUCAUUUCCCUCCCUGCUAUCCCUGCUUGUACCCUCCUGCUUCCCUUAUUUUCCCCCCAGCUUCCCCUCAUUUCCCUCCCCCGACCCCCCCCGCUUCCCCUCAUUUUCCCCACUGCUGCCCCCUCAUUUCCCUCCCUUGCUUUCCCUUGUUUCCCCCCCUGCUUCCCCUCGUUUCCCCCCUUGCUUUCCCUCGUUUCCCCCCCUACUUCCCCUCGUUUCCCCCUCUUCUUCACCUCGUUUCAUCUUCCUAUCUCACACUUUCCCUCUCCCCCUCUUCCUAUCUCCCCUCUUCCCUAUCCUCCCUCUUUUUACGGUACUUACGUCUUUCCCUCUCAGCCCUGCUUUCCUCUCCCCCCUCUUCCCUAUCUCCCCUAUUUGACUUUAGUCUUCAGGGGGGGAAGCAGGGAAGGGGAUGGGGGGAAGUGGGGAAGGGGAUUGGGGGAAGCAAGGAAGGGGAUGGGGGGAAGCAGGGAAGGGGAUGGGAGGAAGCAGGGGAAGGGAUGGGGUGAAGCAGGGAAGGGGAUGGGGGGAAGCAGGGGAGGGGUUGUGGGGAAGCAGGGAAUGGGAUGGGAGGAAGCAGGGAAGGGGAUGGGGGGAAACAGGGAGGGGGAUGGGGGGAAGCAGAGGAGGGGAUGGGGGGAAGCAGGGAAGGGGAUGGGAGGAAGCAGGGGAGGGGAUGGGGUGAAGCAGGGAAGGGGAUGGGGGGAAGCAGGGAAGGGGAUGGGAGGAAGCAGGGGAGGGGAUGGGGUGAAGCAGGGAAGUGGAUGGGGGGAAGCAGGGAAGGGGAUGGGGGGAAGCACGGGACGGGAUGGGGGGAAGCAGGGGAGGGGAUGGGGUGAAGCAGGGAAGGGGAUGGGGGGAAGCAGGGAAGGGGAUGGGGGGAAGCAGGGAAGGGGAUGGGGGAAAGCAGGGGAGGGGAUGAGGGGAAGCAGGGAAGGGGAUGAGGGGAAGCAGGGAAGGGGAUGGGGGGAAGCAGGGAAGGGGAUGGGGGGAAGCAGGGAAGGGGAUGGGGGGAAGCAGGGAAGGGGAUGGGGGGAAGCAGGGCAGGGGAUACGGGGUAAGAGGGGAUAG
Closterium sp. NIES-65 is the source of this 1740-nucleotide messenger RNA. The record is from the annotation of a GenBank genome assembly. NCBI's taxonomy places the organism in Eukaryota, Viridiplantae, Streptophyta, Zygnematophyceae, Desmidiales, Closteriaceae.